GUCUGCUAGCUUCCUUAACGAUUAACUUUCUAAAUUAAGAAUAACAUGCCAUUGCUCCACCGUGUCCGUCAUUUCGUGUGGGGCGAAAUACCCGCAACGAAGGAGGAGAGGAACUUGCUCUUCAAGAUCGACUGGUUCAUUUUGUCGUAUUGCUGUUUAAUGUACUUCACAAAUUAUCUUGAUAGAUCUAAUGUCGCAAACGCAUAUGUAUCGGGAAUGAAAGAGGAGCUUAACAUGCACGGGACAGACUACAAUAAAAUAAACACAUUCUUCACAUGUGGAUAUAUCGUCGGGAUGAUACCGAAUAAUUUAAUGCUACAAGUCGUGCAACCUCGAAUCUGGUUUCCAGUUAUGCAGAUCGUUUGGGGUGUAUUGACAUUCUGCUCGAGUGCUGUAUCUACCGUCCAGCAAAUAUGGGCUAUCAGGUUCUUGCAAGGAAUCGCAGAGUCGUCGACUUUCGUAGGGACACAUUACGUUCUUGGCUCGUGGUAUAAACCAGCAGAGCUGGGGAAACGAUCUGGAAUAUUCACGAGUUCGGGUCUAGUUGGAACACUGUUUUCUGGUGUUUUACAAGCUGCUGUGUAUAAGAAUCUCAAUGGUCAUGCAGGGAGGAGUGGAUGGCGAUGGCUGUUUAUUAUUGACGGCGUUAUUACUCUUCCAAUUGCUCUCUACGGAUUCAUGGUCUUUCCAAACGUCCCUGCAACAACUGACGUCUUUUACAUCUCUGAACGUGAACGACGCCUCGCAUCAUCACGUCUCGAAAACACGUCCGACGCGGAGAUUAAUAUCGACACUUCGAAAGGCAAGCUUUCGUGGGACCUUGCGAGGCGUGUGUUAGGUAGGUGGAGGUGGUACGGGUGUAGUUUGUUAUUUGCGAUUUCGGGAGAGACGGAGAGCUUUGGGUCGAAUAACCUGAUGGGACAGUGGUUGAAGGCUAUUGGGGGGUAUAGUGUUGCGCAAAUUGAUUAUUACCCGUCCGGGCAAACUGCAUUCGCAAUAGCUUCCACACUCGUAUGCGCAACGUGGACGGAUUAUACACGUAAACGAUGGCCUGUACUAGUGUAUAUGUCCAUUGCGUGCAUAGUAUCGAGUAUUUUGAUAUUGGUCUGGAGUACGCCGAUUGCAGCGAAGUUCUUUGCGUACUAUCUCUCGGGAGCUUCGUACGCGGGGCAAGCAACGACCUUUGCCUGGGCAAACCAAAUCUGUGCAGACGACCACCAAGAACGGGCGGUUGUCUUGGCGUCCAUGAACAUGUGGAACAACGUGAUUAACGCCUGGUGGCCAUUGUUAUUCUACGCCGCUUCAGACGCACCGCGUUUCAAGAAGGGUAUGAUAGCGAUGAUUUGUACGUGUAUUGCUACGCUGGGAGUGACUGCGCUUGUAUGGUGGCUUGAGCGACGCGAACGCAGAAGGACGAAGCGCGCUCGGAAGGAGGAGAUGGAGGUUGUUACUAGUAGGACGGGCCCGUUGGAUGAGAAAGUAGACCAGAAGAGUGGGAGAGAGAGCGACGAGACUAACCGAGGAGGGAAGUUGGGUGAUGAUGAGUCGUCAUGAGUGAGAUACGAGAGAAAAAUACGCAGCUCCGCAGUCGUACUCUUUAGACGGAUAAAAUAAAAAUGGCUCUUUAUGUUUU
Molecule: messenger RNA, 1633 nt
Organism: Fomitiporia mediterranea MF3/22
Lineage: Eukaryota; Fungi; Basidiomycota; Agaricomycetes; Hymenochaetales; Hymenochaetaceae
Product: MFS general substrate transporter
Exons: 16
Coding region: 46-1554 (502 amino acids)
Biological process (GO): pantothenate import across plasma membrane
Cellular component (GO): plasma membrane
Molecular function (GO): pantothenate transmembrane transporter activity
Source: RefSeq, a predicted model, not a curated record